Cinara cedri is the source of this 32984-nucleotide messenger RNA. NCBI's taxonomy places the organism in Eukaryota, Metazoa, Arthropoda, Insecta, Hemiptera, Aphididae. The record is from the annotation of a GenBank genome assembly.
AUGAUCGCUGGAGAACGUAAUGAUACUGCGAUUAAAUAUGACGUUAAAGUGAAAAACGCGUGCAAAAGUUACGAUAAGAAAAAUAUGGUACUCAAUAAAUUGAACAUGAACGUAGCAUCCGGAUCUAUGUGAGUAUAUUCUUGAUUUUAACUGCACCAUAUUUUACAAUUGAGAAUAUACUCUAUCAACAUAGUGCACAAAAAUGUAUAUUUAUUAGAAUCCGCAUACUUGGAUAAAAAAACAAAUCUGUUGUUUUAUUUUUAAAUCGAUUAAGUGUAUUUUCCACAAGAACAAAAAUAUAAUUACCGAAGAAUUUAAUUAGGUAUAUCGACACAUAAGUGCACUUAUAAAAAUCCAAAUUAUUCGUAGCUUAUACCCUAUGAACUUAAUAAAUAUAUGUGUUUUUUAAACGUGAUGUGAUAAUAAUAAUUAAUUUCGGUUAUCAUUUCCGUACGAAAGUCAACGCAACUUCUGAAAUAUUGAUUUCGUUUUUGUUUUGAUGUAUACAUUUUUUAUAGUCGGAGCGGAGUGAGGGAUUUAUUGAUUUUACUAAGAUGUGUGUUUAUUUUGUUUUAUCUAUAAACAAAUUUUUGAACAGAAAACUUGUUUAAAACAAAAAAUAACAAGAUAUCAAUUUUUUAGAAUUUUGGAUGGGAAAAAAAUGACGAAUCGAAUGUAGAAAAAUAUUUACGGCGUGCCCAUGGCCAGCGGAAGGCACAGGCAACGCAGGCCUAUGUCUGGGGUGACAUUAUAUAAGAGGUGGAAUUUUCUAAGUUUACACAAGGCCGUAUUCAGGGUACAUUGGUCCCUAGGCCAUUUUGUGAAAACCAAAAAUAUCUCUCGAAAUAAUGAUGAAAAAAAAAAUUGUUUAAUUUGUUUUAUUUUAUUUUAUUUGAUUGUUUAAUUUUAAUAUUCUUAUCCGAAAAUUAACUAAAUUUAACCUCAAUUGAAACGGAAUACGUAAAUUAUUAUAUUAUAAAUUUCAUGUGAAAGUAAGUACAUUCUUUUACAAAAAAAAAUUGAAUUAACAAAGCACAAUCUUGCGAUUUGCCGAAAAAUUUCCUAAUAAUUUUAAAAAUCUGACGAUAAACUAUAAAAACCGAAAAUUCAAACCGGAGCGAAGGAUCUCUUGGUUUUACAAUAAUUUGUGUUUUUUUUUUUUGUAUUUUUGAUUCUGAAUAGAACGAGGAAUGUAUUAGUUUUACAGUGUAUUUUUUUUUUCAAUUUAAAGCACUUUUUCUGAAAGGAAAUCUGACUGGGGUGAUACUUUAGAAAGGUCAUCUUUUAUUUUUCCACGAUUUUUCCCAAUAAAUGUUGAAAACCGGGAAAAUGUACAAAAUGAAAGUAAUAGUAAAAAAAUUGAACAGCUUUUUGUUUUCUGUGAACAAGUUUUCUACUAGCAAUUUUGUUCUAAUUUCAAUUAUACACACUUUUUCUGAUAAUAAAUUUGAAAAAACAUGGGCAAAUCGUUAUACAAUUAUUAUUAAAGAAAAUAUAUUAUGUGAUAUGUAAUUAUUUUAUCAUAAUAUGACAUAUAUAUUGUUAACAAAGGAUUGUUAUAAAUCUUUUUUUUUCUUCUAGCUUUAUCAUUAUAGAGUCAGUAGAACCAAAACAUACUGAUCGUAGUAUACUUGUGUAACAGUUACACGAGUACUGUAAUUUUGAAAAUCAAGUUAUGAGUGGCAUACAAUGUACAAAUGUUAAAAUUAGGAUUAAAAAUAUUUAUUAAUAAAAUAAUAAUUGUUUGUACCAUUCUGAAGUCGGUAGGACCAAAAUAUACCGAUAGCGAUACUGGUGUAACCAGUGCCAUUUUAUACUUGAUUUUCCCCAGUUUUGAGUGGUGUACGUGUACAUAUAUUGAAAUUAAAAUUACAAAUAGUUAAAAAUAAAAUAAAAAUCGUUAGACUAAUUUUUGAGUACAAGAUUUGAUUGAUGGUACUGAGAUUACUUUAUGUAAGGCCGUAAUAUUUACGAUUUUCAUCAAAAGCGUAUCUUAGAACAAUUUAAAAAAAAAAAAAAUACUGCAUUACAAUAUACUUUUUUUCGUUUCACCAUUAAUUACAACUUAUAAUGAACCUUCUGUUAUAUUUUGAAGCAUUUUUGUUUACUAAAAUAAUUAUAUUCACUCAAUACCUAUCAAAUUAAAAUUACGAAAAAAAAAUCGCAAAAUUUAAAUGUUUAUAAAUAGCUUUACAAAAAAAUUGCUUAAGUGUUUUAUCACAUCUAAAAAAAAUAAGUAUAAGUUUUCUGUCAAAAUUUUAAGUUAUUUUUAACGUAGUUCCAACAAAAAAACAAAAUUGAAAAUAAUAAAAGUAAUAUGUUCCUAAGUUCAAUGGCGUAUCCAAGGGGGCUUAUGAGUUGUAACCCCUAACCCCCUAGUAAAAAAUCUAUGUGCAACUCGAUGGGUCGAUCGCCAUGAUGCAGUUAUAUUAUUUGAAGAACUUCAAAAAGCCAUUUUACAUGCACUAGAAAAAAUUACACUUUGGACAAAUUCUGACACAUCUAGUUCUGCAAGUCAUCUUGCUGCGAUAAAACAGUUAAAAUUUCAAACAGCUUUAUCAAUUUUAGUGAAAAUACUUUCCAUAAGUUUUCCACUUGGCCGAGAUCUUCAAAUAGUAAAUCUUGAAAACUGCAUUGAAACUGCUAAUGUUCAAAAUAACAUUCAUGAUAUUAGAGAAAAUUGUGAUGUAUAGUUUCAACAAUUAUUUUUAUCCGUAAUAACUGUCUGGGAAAAAUUUGAUAUUACUAUUAGUUUGUCAUGUCAACCUAAAUUAGAUGAUUCAGAAUAUUUUUUUAAGUAUUCAUACCUUUUAUAAAUAAUUGUUCAGACCAAUUGAACGAAAGAUUUAAAUCGCACAUGAUUGUUUUGGAAAAUUUUGAUUGUAUUUUACCUAAGGUAGAAAUGAAAAUAUCUGAAGAUAUUAAAGUUGAAUUCAAACAAUUAGUAGAAACAUAUCAAGAUGUAAUAGAUGAAUGCAACUAUUUAAAUUUAAAUGAUCGUGUAUUAAACGGAGAAUUAGAUUUGUGGUACAUUAAAUAAUCAAAUUUAACCCCUCCCGAACUCAAAAACAAAAAUGCUAUUGAAGUAUACUUCCAAUCUAAUCCAGAUGUUUAUCCAGUAAUAUCUAAACUUCUUCAAAUAUUCGUAACACUUCCAGUGUCUAUUGCCAUGGGAGAACGAUUUUUUUCAACACUCCGUCGUUUGAAAACAUAUUUGAGAAAUUCAUCGGGACAAAUACGUUUAAAUGGUUUAGCCUUACUACAAUAAAUUCAUCGUGAUAUCAACGUGGAUAUCAAUGAUAUUAUAGAUGAACUUGCUAAAACAUCAAAACGAAAAAUUAAUAUACAUUUAUAAUUUUUAAAAAGAUAAAUAUUUCAACUUUUAUAUAAUUAGUGCUGUAAAUAGUUAUAAAAUGUUUAAUAUAUGAUUAUAAUACGCACAAAAACUUCAAAAUAAUUUCAUUUGUUUUAUUUUUUUCAACCUCCCCUCCCCCAAAAAAAAAAAAAAAAACUGGAUACGCCAUUACCUAAAUUAUCCCGUUAUUUAUACUGUUUUUUUCUGUAUGCUCAAUUAUAAAAAGAGAUACAGGAAAAAUCAAAAAAUGAUUUUGUUACUCAACAACAAUAUUAAAAAUUUAGCAAAAAAAGCCUGUGGUUUUUUUUUUUAAUUUGAGCGAUAUUCCUAGUAGAAAACAUAAAAUGUACUCAUUAAAUAUAAUGAAAUCAUAACGCCGUAAGUUUGUCAGAUUUAAUUUUACUUUUUUAAAUGUUUAAAAAUUAUCGAGAAAAUUAAAAAACUAAUUUCUUUGUAAAUGUCUAGAUUCAAAAUUUAAUAAAAAAAGGUCUCUUGUUGUUUUACUAACUGAGCAAUAUCUCUGAUUAACACACAAUUGUUUUAAACUUAUUAAUAAAUUUAAAAAAAGUUAAUUGUUUUUUCUCAUAUUAUUUUCUUUAUUAUUUACUAACUUAAAAGUUAAAACUAUAAUAUAGUGUUCACUGUUUAAUGUUUAUAAAUACAGUAUUUCUAUACAUGUCUUUUAUAUAGUUAUGAAAGUUUUCGUUACUUAAAAUAAAAUAACAAUGGUUAUACUUAGCUAAUAAGCUAUAAAUAAUAACACACUAAUACUUAGAAGUUAAAAGUACAUUAGUUGUUUUAUUAAUUCAAACCUUGUAUACACAAUAACACUCAUAUACUAUUGGUGUGCAUUCAUGUGUGUGUAAAAGAUGAAAAUCAAUCAACAAAUCUAAACAUUAACUAAAAUUCUUUAAUUUAAAAUUUAAUUCGUUGAUUCAAAAAGAAUUAAGUUAAGUCAAUAGUAAAGUUAAUGAAAACACAAAUUAUAUUACAUUUUUAACUCGUAUUAAUGGAGAGCCUUGCUACCAAACUAAUUAAUCAAUGCAGAGUUACAAAAUGUUUUUAUCGAAAUUUUUUUUUCCAAUAGCUAUGGCCUUUUGGGACCGAGCGGCUGUGGUAAAUCGACACUUUUUCAGUGUAUUUUGAGAACAUUGCCGUUAGACUCCGGAAAUAUCGAUUUUGACGCAAAAAGUUUAAAUGACGUUGGAUACAUGCCACAAGUAUACACUUAAAAUAUAAAUCGAUAUUGUUUAACUAUCGUCACAUCUUUGCGAUAUACUUUUUAAGGAUAUAUGUAUGGACACUAAUUUGACGAUUAAGGAAACUAUUGAGUACUAUGGAACACUUUAUACAAUGAGCAAGACACAUAUUGCGAAAAGAAUAGACGAACUUACGCAAUUUCUGAAAUUACCGGAUUUGAAUAGUUUCAUAAGCGAUUUAAGGUACAAUCUAUUUGAAUUUUAUAAACAAACAAUAAUAAUCAUAAAUUCUGAUCAAUACUCGGAUUUAAAAUUUGAACGUUUACUAUACGUACUUUGAUUUUUGUAAACGAUCUGAUAGAGAAUUAAAUUUGGCUAAACGAUAAACGAGAAUUAUCGACAUAAUUCUCAAUUGCUAUUUAUUCAACAAUAAAGUUNGUUUAACUGUUUUGUAAUAUUAUAUUAUGUCCAACAAUGUUAAAUAUUAGAAUUUGGAAGGAGUUUUCGAAGAUGGUCAAACAACAAAAAAAGACCAUCAUUAUAACAACACAUUAUAUCGAAGAAGCAAAUGAAGCCGACUGCGUGAGUAUUUUCUAUAUUUUCUAUAUAUUUGCUAUCGUAAUAUUUUAUAUUAAUUUUUAAACGAGAUAUAAGCAUUCAUAUUUCACACAGCUAUGUUUCGCUUAAAAUUUUAAAUUACGAAGAAAAAAACGACGAUGUAAUACAAAUAAUGUUCUUAUCUGAAAGUUUGAUAACCAGUUAAUUCACUCUUAUAUUAAAGCUAACAGCACAGAGUAAAGUUAUUCCUGCUAAAAAAACAUUUGCUAUUUCACGUGGUUAUAUGAUGGAAUGGCGUACUCUAAUUUCGUCUAUCAUAUAAACUAUUUUACAAACGAUGGCGUAUUACAGUUACAGGUUUCUGAUUUAUUGUAAUAAUAUCGUAGUAUAAAAUCUAUUUUGUUUCGCGUAAGUGCUGCAGUGAUAGCUAUAAUAUCAUAAUACUAGGUUGUUUAAUAAUAUUAUAUUUUGAAUUCGAAACGGUUGGUCCAUUAAAAGAAGUUACCGUUUUCAUUGUUUUUAAUUUAUACAAACUAUGUUUCCUACUGGAUAUAUUGCUCCAAUUGAAAAAUGACAAGUGAUUUGAUAUUAGCCAUUGACAGAGAAAAUCAUUAUUGAUUUCUAAAAUAGUUUUCAUAAUAAUUGAGAAAACUGAAAAAAGACGCAAGAUACGAUUUUUUCAUAUUACGGCGCAACCAUUUCAUUAUUUAAAAUCGUUAAGACUUUAUUUUUCCACCAGAAAUCUCCGUCCAUAUUCCAUAUUAAUUACUGAAAGAUUAUUAUUUUAAAGAUAAAUUAUUUUCUGAAAGAAAAUGUUAUCUCGUUUGUGAGGAAGGAAGUCGUUGUGUGAUUUUCCGUACAGUUUCUCAAAUAAUUACGAAAAAAAAGUAGGAAAUACGGCAUAUAGUGUGCGGCAUUUAGGUUUUCUUGUUGUUAUUCGAUUAAAAAUCAUUGUUGGAACUAUAGCUUUCAAAAAAUACUUAUAUUGGCUUUUUGUAGACAUGGUAAAAUGUUCAAAAAAUGUUAACUGUUUUUAGGCUAUUUAUAGGUAUUUGAUAUUUUGUAUUUUAAUAAAUAUUUUUACGUGGUUACAGGUAUAUAUUAUUAAAAUUAUAUGACUUUUUAAAAAUACUUGAAAAUUUAUCACACGAUACUGAGAAAGAUCGCUAUUUGUGUUUGCAGGAAUGAACAAAAUGUAAAUUUUGAUAAAACAAUCUUUUUUUAUUUUACAUACAAUUUUCAAAUAUUUUACAAUUUGGGUACUUAUAGUAAUGCAAAAUUUAAAUUUGGGUUUUAUUAAAAACGAAUAAUAGCAAUAUAACGGGUGUUAUAGGAGUAUACAUAGGGUGGGUGAAAAAUAAUGUCCGGAACAAUAUAUAUAUAUAUAUAAACCAUUCAUAUAACAAAUAAAUAUAUACAGAUAUUUUAAUUUUACAUGGUUUACAACAUAAAUUGAAAAAUAUAAAUCCUGAUUUUUUUUGCAUAAUGAUUAGUUUGUUUGCUACCAAUGCCAUCUAGUGGUGAGGUUGUACAACCGGAUGAAUCUGAAAUGGUACCACGAGGAUCAUAAGGAGCACACGUGUUUUGUUACAAUAUUUAGUGAUUUACAAAACAAAUUUGAGUUUGAUGCAUUAGGUUUUUUUUUUCAAAGGCGUUUUGAGAUUCAAAUUUGACGAACAUCUUAAUAAUUACAGCAUUUCAAUUUGUUUCUUAUCAAACUUCACUUCGAUUCGAUAUUCGUUAGUAAUGGCUUAUCUUUGCUUAUAAACAUUAAUUAAUAGACUUUAUGUAUCCUACCUUCCCAACUUCCUUCAUAAAAUAGUGGCUGCACCCGUCCCCAGUAACAGAUCAUUUGUCUUUAUUUUUUGUUUCCAUAAAUUCCCUUCGAAUAAAUACGAAUUUUUCAUAAGACGAACGUCGAAAUGUCUGUUAAAAUCGAUUAAAUUAUAUAUAAUGGACUAAUAUGGAUUGUAAUAUGUAAUAGAUAAAAUAUUCAAAGUAUGUAUGUAUGUAUACAUAAUUAUAAAAAAAAAAUCAACAUCGACUAAAUGAAACCUUAUAAAUAUAUAUUCAAGUAAUUAAAUUAAUUUUUUACAUUAUAAUAUAUACUAUUACAGAUCGGUUUAAUGAGAAACGGGGUACUGGUAGAAGAAGGAUCGCCUCAAUUUAUCCUCGCUAAAUAUAAUACAGAUACGUUAGAAUCGGCUUUUCUAAAACUAUGCUGUAGUCAAAAUGAAAACCAUGUACGUAUACAAUACAUAGUUGGUUGUACAAUCCUAAACUGAUAUGAUCGUAAUAUUUUAUCUGUUUUAAUAACUUAUAGAUCGUCCAUAACGGCACUGUUCGGGUAAACAACGACAAUACAAUACCACAACCGAAAAAUAUAACAAAAUUAAAGAACAAAUUUAAAUUCAUUAGGGUUAAGGCUCUGAUGAAAAAAUACCUUCAUUCAUUUUCACGUGACUACGUGUAAGUAUUCAUUAGGUGUUUAUCUAUUAUUUAUAAAUUAUACGUAUUCACGAUUAGAAACGAAGGAUAAUUUCGAUAUUAUUGUGCUAUACGACACGUAUAGGUUAAUGUUCACCAUGNAGAAAAACGAUCAAAAAAUCAGCGGCGUCAUUAUGAACCGUCUACAAUCACUCGGUUACACACUGGUGAGUUGGCGAUAGAUUUGAGACGUUGUUUUAGCGACAUCACGUGACCUUUGUCGUAUUCGCAUUGACCGUUGUAAUCGCAUGGUAAAAUUCAGUAAGCAAGACUUGCCGGCAAGUUUAUACAGUCGAGCUGUAUCCGUCUUUUUUCUAGUUUGGAUUACAAUGGUCAGUUGAUUUUUCGAUGUGCUCAGCAUAAUAUAUGUAAAUGAUCGUGUGGACACGACACGACAUGGCAUGCACAACGAUGCUGAAAUACCGUUUUUAAGAAUGCAACUUGUCACCACAAGUAAAAUAUAUUUUUUAUUUUUAAACCUGAUUUUUUUUUUUUUUUAGAACGAAGUGGCGGACCGUAAAACCGGUGAAAUGAUAAUGAGCAAUAGCUCCAAGUAUAUAGCGUUCAUUCAUUUUCCAGAAAACUAUACGAGAUCGUUUACAAAAUUCAUAAAUGACCGUGAUAAUUACGAUUACCAAUCGCAGGCUUAUGUGAACUUUGCCAUGUAUAGUUAGUAAAUUAUUACUGUUCAUACCACGAUAUUCCUUGUUCUACCAAAUGUAAGUAUCUCUAAGCAAUAAAUAAUCAUGCAUUCCGUAUAAUAUACUUGCAGAUGUCCUGUUUAAAUAUAAAAUCGUUUUUGAUAUGAAAAAUACUAUGGACCGUAUAACGGAGAACAUUUUGAGUGGCUGUUCGCAUAACGCAAAAGCAGUGAAAGCGCUCGCUCUACCCUUGGUACGAACGAUGAAUUAUUUACUCAGUAUUUAGGAUUUUUUUUUUUUUUUUAUAACGAUUGGUUAGAUUAUAAUUAGUAAUUAUAGUUAAAACGUCAUAUAAGGUAACCGGGUCAAUUCAAUUAGUUUUUUUCUUCGAGUAAAUGUAAAAAUUUCAAAAUAGUGAGAUAUAUCACAUUAUCACGCUGCAUUGUCUAUCAAAUGAGCUAGUUGCGCCGGACAGUGGGCAUACGCAGACACGUGGUCGGUGACGUCACAAACAUGAACGCGACGUAAAAGCAACAAGGAGCAACAGAGUAAAAUGUGUUGCCGGGACGAAGGCAUGGAUAGCCUGUUCAACGUUCACGCACAGCACAGUGAACGGGGCGGACGACAGAAAGGAAUUUAGCACGCGACAUGACGGCCUUUAACGACGAUUGUGUGUUGCGGCCGUAUUAACGGAUGGGCGCGACGGGCGUCGGCAUCGGUAAAAUGAAAAAAAAAUCAUCGAAACAGGCACGUCGGCAGCGACAAUGAAACGACACAAGCACGAGAGCCCGAAACGGACACGUCGGCAGCGGUCGGUCGUGGCCGAGAAUCCGGUUACCGCCGGGGCGGCCACAGUGCUGGCAGGAAGCUUUGUGGAGACGGCGGGUUCGAUUUUGCGCUGAGGCGCGCGAGGCUUUAAAGAAAAAUGCAAUCCGUUCCCAACAUGCAGUAUUUUAGAUAAAGAGUGUAGUGUAGACCUAUAAUUAUAGUAUUUCGUAAUAACUAUUAAAGUAUUCGAUUAUUUGAGUUUUAUGAUCGAUGUUUUGUAGGCGGAGAUGGUGAGGUAUAUGACGGAAUUUUGACGUAACUAUGCUGCUCACGAUUGUUUUAUUAACCGUUAUCGAUAGUAAAUUAUUACGUAUACAAAAUCAUAACAACCAAAUACUAUAGUACGAUACAUAGUACUCGUAUAUUAUUAUAGUGAUAGUGAAAUUAUUAAUACUUAAUUUAAAAUUGUCUAGUUUGUCCUGUUUAAUGUAAUAAUUUAUCGCUCACAAAACAAUAAGGUUUCUUUCUUUUUUUUUCCAGGAUUUCACUGUUACAGUCGGAAAGGAUGUAACAACGUAUAUAAACUCAAUAGCUGCGGUUUUCGUAGUUAUGUAAGUAAAAUUCUUGUUCGCAUAAUAUAUUCAUUAAUUUUAUUAUUAAUUUAAUAAUAUAAUUAACCUAAAUGUUAAAAUCUAAUGAUUAACAUACUCGUCAUCAAAAACUUUAACAUCGUACGGAUAAAUGUACCUAAGCAUAGAAACUAUUUGCGUUAAUACAAAAUACCGAAAUACAAAAUAUAAUUUAUAUUUGCGAUUCCUACUCAUAAAAUUUAUUUCAAAUAAUAUUUUUAAUAUCCCGAUUGGAUUUUUUUUUUUAGGGGAGCAUUCUACUUUCCUUGUGUAUUUUCAUUGAGCAUGAUGCUCACGGAGAGAAUGGACGGAAUCCUCAUGCGAUCAAUGUUUGCAGGUGUUUGAGUAUCUAUACAAAUUAUAAUUAUUCUGUUUUAAUAAUUAACAAUAACCACUGUAUAUAAUGUUAUAAUAACAUUAUUAUAUUCUCGUUUUAGGUGUCAAAAUAGUGGAAUUAGUGAUUUCUCUAUUUGCCCUAGCCAGCAUAAUAAUUAUUAUCCAAAUGAUUCCUCCCGUAAUCAUCGCAUACGUAUGGUACCAGAAUCCGAUACAAGUGACCGACGGUCUAGUAGCGUACGAAGUUUUAAUGAUAUUCGCUGGAUGGACCGGUUUUUUUUACGGUACAUACCGAUGGAUCGUUCCUUAAACUGCAACAGCACGUAUCUUUGAUAAAAAUAAACUCAUUAUUUAUAAAUCAAGUGCUAAAACAAACGUUUUUUUUUCCAUUAUUAUUAUUUUUAUUUUUUUUUGAUUCGUGGUAACAUUGUCAAUCACGUGAAAAUGAAAUCAUUACUUCUAUCAAAUCCUGAUAUAUCAGCCCAUAACACAUGAAAACGGAGUUGCGAUAAAUGUAGUUAUUUCCUUAAAAUGCAAGAGUUUUCAUCUAAAAUAUUUUUCAUCAACCCGUAAAAUUCCAAAAACUGUUCUGUUGCAGUUUAAGUGAAUGUGUAUUAUGUAAUAAUAUUAAAAAAUAUUGUCCGUUGCACAGAGUAAUCAUUGUUAUUUUAUGAUUUCAGCUAUACAGAGUGAUUCUUUUAUUGUUUAAUUAUUUCAAAAUUAUUUAAUUUCAAUAACUGUAUUUUUGACAAUUAUUUUUGGUCACCCUUAUUUUUUUUAAGGAUAAAACGACUAUCUAUUUGUGCUUUAUAAAUGGCAACCUAUAAUAAACAUUCUAUUUAUAGAUUGAGUUUUAGUUUCAAUACAUUUUAGUGUUGAAAUGUUAAAUUUCAGUCAACCUGUUGAUGUUUUACUCUACUUUUAAAUUUCAACAUUAAAAUGAUGUUAUCUUAAUACACUAGUUAUUUAUGGAAGUUAUAAUAUGGGUCGCCAUUUAAAAAUCAAAAACAGAUGACUUCCUCGUUUCACACACACAAAAAUUAGAGUAAACAAUUGUAGUAUAAUAUUUUAGAACUGUUUAAAUUUUCAAAAAAAAAAAAAAUGUCAAUACUUUUAAAAUUAUGAUUGUAACCAUUUGAAUGUGGAACUUUAUAAAAUAAUUUCAUUUCCAAAAAACAUAAAAAGUCUAUGAAACUGCAAGUACAUAGAGUAAAUGUUUUUUACGGUAUACCAGUUAUUAUUCAAAUACCGUUUGAAAGGUAAAUCGUAUAUAUUCGCGUUAAACAAAUUGAAUCUACUACCUCCAUGAAAUAAAACAUUUUGUAUCGAUUUACACCGUUAUCAGUGUUGUCACUUUUUCAGUGAGAUACUGAUUUAUUAUAAAUUAUAAUAUCAACGAACGGUUUUCCAGCUUGUAUCGGUAUUUCGGUUUUCCGAUAUUAACCCAUAUAACGGUACACCGUUCCAUACCGAUACCUAUUCUAAUAUCGCAUUGCCGUUACACGUAUUUCAAUACCGUCAACCUUAUACGCGUAUCAGCCUAUUUCGCUAUUUUUCGUUUUAGUGUUCGAAAAAUGAUUUAUUUAUAAGAUAUAUUUAUAGAAUUUACCUAUAGAAUAUUAUAUAGUUUUGUAUUUACUUUUAUUGCAGGUUUACUCGUCGCCUGUGUGUCGCCAACCAAGUUAAUAGGCAUUAGCAUUAUAAACGGAUUUUCCUUUUCGCAAGCUUUACUAUCGGGUAAAUAAUAUUAUUAUAUUGUUAUAAUUAUUAAUUUUACGAAGACGUUUGAUUUGGGAAUAAGUAUAAUAUGGUGUACUACGCGAAAAUAGACAUUUCGGAAUGUUAAAUAAUGUGGUAAAUCGUUUUCCACUUCAAUACCAUUUAAAGGGAAUGGUUACGGCCGCUUUUAUAGACAAAUAGAACGUUUUGUAUCGAUAAGUCAUGACAAAAAUCUAUUGGAAUUACAUUUUACGAAUUCCAAUAUUAAAAGUGUAUUAUAAUAUUUAAUUCUUUUUAGGAUACGUUGAAAUUUUUAUUUUCAAUUUUGAAUUCUCUUUAUUGCUAGUAAAAGACAAAAUCCUUUAGUUUUAAAUAUUGCUCAAAAAUACAAUGAUAUAUUUACGAUUCGCAAUGUGUAAUGGUCUCGAUUUAGGGGGAGGGCACAAGGGGGAGGGCUGUACGAUAAUUUUGAUUUCUUUUUGGGAGAUAAUAAUUCCCCAAAUACAAAAAAUUCAAUGGGAUUACAAUAUUUUAAAUCAUAUUUCUUUGUCUUUAGUCAACUGAGUUACAGAUAUUUUGUGAACAACAUAACCAAAAUAAAAUAAUGAUAAGCAGAUAAAAUAAUAAAGUAAUAAAAUUAUACAAUAAAACAAGCAUUGUUUUAUAUAAAUUUAUAUAAUUAAAUUCAGAAUAAUCAUGAAUAUUAUUAACAUAAGUUUAUAGAGAAGAAUGCAGUCAUAACGGAUUAAUAAAAUGUGUAACACACCUUCUUCAAUUUAUUCCUUGAGACUAUUAUUUUGACAGCUUCGACUGCUAUUGGUGUGAAUACUUUCGACUGAUAUUUUUACUGCUAUUACUCACCAUUUUUUCCCAUUCACCAACUGAAGGAUUGAAGGUGAACAACCCCGUAAUCAGUUUUAUAAUGAAUAGUUAGGUACCUAUAGUAAACUACAAAUGAUACAUGGCCAAUGGUGUUUUAUAUCCAAUACCACGAAUGCCCCAGCAUUUACAGUCCAUACAGUGGAUAAAAUGGGAAAAAUGGAAUAAGUCGGCAGGCCAUACUUAGAUUUGUACGUGGGGCAUUAACCGGGUUCACGUGCUAUAAGCGAAGCAUGCUUGCUUACUGAUUCGUAAACGGUAACACUAAGGUGGCGCGAUCUGUAGUCACAGUGACGUACAUUAGUCACCGUCUACUAAGAGCUCUGCUGCGCGCGCUCCCUAACACAUCACAUUUUCCUAUUCUUAGUUUCUCGUAAUUUUGUCUUGGUAUAAUAAUUAAAUUUCUAUUUCUAACAUGAGACAUGACUUAGUAAAGAAUUUAUAUAAUCUUAACCAGAUUUCAAAAUCUGUGAAACACAAUUCCUACUGUUUUGUGUGGUUUUUAAGUUUAUAUCGACUUGUAUACACAAUAAUAGCCAACCAUAAUUCAUACACUCAAUAAUAAGAGGGUCCGAUGAACAUAGUAAAAGUACAAAAAUAAAUUAUUAAAAAUUAUUUUUUUUUAAACCACAAGAAACAAAGACCGUUCGCUUUCUAUUUCAAGCCCUGAUGACUUUAUAACAUCAUAAUGUGCACACGCAUACAUCUAAGAUAACAUUGUAAUUCGUUAAAUAAAGUUUCGAUUAACCCUGGUUUUCAUUUUUCCUCGUGGCAAAUCCCCGCUAUUACCCCUAAUAAUCUAGGUUCUUCUAUAUAAUUAAUUUACGGAUUUAUGUGGUUUGAAAUUAUUUUUUUCGAGGUUAUCCGAGUGCGUCCUAAUAAAAAAUGUUAUUUUUGAAACGUAUUCCAAAUGCGUCCCAGUUUAUUUAGAGUUACUCAUGUUGCACUACAAGGAAUUUUAUUGAUUAAACUCCAACAAAUUUGUUUAUUUUUAUAUCUUUUAUUGUAUUUGUAUUAUGUUUAUAUUUCUCUUACACCCAUUAAUUUAGGGUGAGUGUACUAAUUUUAUUAUACUUAACUACUUAAGUUUUACUAAAAAUGUAUUAUACUAAAUGCUGGUAUUCAAAUGCCGUUCUUACUGUAUUGGUUUAACAUGCUAUCUGACCAUGAUAUUUUUUUAAAUUUUGAAAAUAACGUCACUACUUCGAUAUUAGAAGUAAAAAAAAAUUACUGCUUUAAUUCGCUUUUCAUUCACUAGAAGACUAUAUGACUAUUAGUCGUAGUCUAGCUUAUUUACUAUGAAAAUUGAAAUAAAAUUCUGUUUUCCCACUGUUUUAAUCUUAAAUGUAAAAUAGGUACCUAUAGCUGCAGAUAAUUUAUCAUACGACUGUGAACAAACCUUAGAUCAUAUACAAUGUGUAGAGUUACGGCUGUACCUCAUGUGAAACGAAUAUGUCGCUAACACAUCAAGAGGAUAUGUAGCUACUGCGCAUGCGUGACCCUCUCCAUAAUACCAUAAUAAUUUAUAGCUAUUGGAUAUUCGGAUAUCAGAUGUAUAUUUUACAUAGAGAUAUUUCAAAAUUCUAUAAUAUUUUAUUAAGUAGAUUAUGAUAAGACUGAUAAAAGUACUUCACUCAUACGCAAAAGUAAGAUGUGCUCUUAUAGGUUGGCGAAACAUUAUAUUGCAUAUAACUCUAUCCAUUGUACAUAAUCUAAGAUUUUUCCUACUUAUCACCUUUAUUUUAUUUACUGUUUUAACAAUAAUAUUCACGAUUCUAGCUAUCGUUCUUUUGGAAUACGUAUGGCAGAUUUAAUUUAAUUUUUUUUUUGUUUUUUAUAUUUAGGCGCUGUUUGGCCAGUAGAAUCGCAGACACCUUUAUUACGAAUGGUCACCGAGUUACUUCCGAUGCGCUUAGCGGGCAACGUAAUGACUAAUAUCGCGUUGAAGGGUUGGACGUUGGAACAUCCGUCGGUUAUAAAAAAUAUUGUAGUAAUGUUUUUAUACAACGUUAUUUUAGUAUUGGUUAUAAUCGGUCUAGGAAAAUUAAAAAAAAACAUGUGGAUCUUGCAAAAAUAAAAAGAAAGUCGGUCGAAGAUAAAAACACUGUCUGUUAAAUUUUAUGUGUGUUCAGUGAAAAAAUACUGACAUUUCCUCCUUGUAAUGUUAACGAUAAGUGGAGUGUUCGAUGAGCCUAUCAUAAUCACAAUAACAUUUAUAUACGUACCUCAUAUUAGUUUAUAUUCCAUUAUUGAGCGUCGUAAACAGUAUUAUGUUUUAUCUCAAUUGAAAAACUAACUGUAUUAUGUGUAUGGUGUAUUUUUAUUUUAUUCAGAUAAACGGUAAACCAGUUAUCUGCGGUAAAUAACUAGAUUAGUUAUAUAGAUCGUUUUAAAUCAUAUAUUAAUAUAUCUAUAUUAGAAAUAAAUAAUAAUAUAUAUAAAUUACUUAAUAUUAUAUUAAUUUAUUGAAUAUUUAAUACUUGUAUAAUAAACGAUCAAGGUUACACAGCACAAUUACCAAUUCCAAACAUCUCUUAAACAAUGUUGCCACCUUAAUACGGCACAUAUUAAUUCAAAAUAUUAAUUACGCGCGUCGCUCACAUAGAGGCGCCAACGUAGCUACCGUGACGAAGUGAGAGUCGUCGGUGUGGGAGACCGCGAAAUGCUUAAAUACGCCAUACACAUCAUUACUUAAACCACUUCUCUGGGUUCGUCCAGCAGAAGUAGACAUCUUUGCUCACUCACUCCAACCAUACCUUUGUUUUCCGCACCUAUACAGUAGUUGCAGAUACCGAAAGCGGGCUGCUGUAUUUGGUUCUCCCUAUCCUAUAUGGCAUACCUGGUAAUUGUGCUUGUUGUCACUAUUGUUUUAUAAUAGAUUGUGUUUACUUCUUCAAAAAAUAUAUAUAAUAUUCCCCUGUGUACAUGUCUAUACACAUCUGGUUAAUCAGUUGCGAAUAUAGAACGGACGUGGUCGUAGUGUCGACAUCUAACUCGUUCACCAUUGUAAAACAGUUGUCUAUAUGCUUAGAAAGGGCGAUGGAGAAUAUACAAUUCUCGCUACAGUAGCAUUGUCUAUAAACCUGGUUGCCGCGUUAUGAGCCGAAGGCAAAAGAGUAUUCACACGUCUAUUGAAUUCUCAACGAGGUGUAUACAUUGUAACGAUUCAUCGAUACCUAUAUCCCUUAUAUCUUAAGCAACGAACUUCUUGCGAACUUCUUGCGAACUUCAAGCAGCAAAUAUAAGGUAAAUGUUAUCUUUACAUAUUUUCGUAGUAGAAUAUUAAUAAGAGUAAAAUAGGCAGAAGAGAAGUAUACUUUCUUACGAUAGGCAAUAACCACCGUCAAUAAAUAUAAUGAGUACGUGUUUUUAUCGACACAAUAUAGGUAUUCGUACAUAUAUUACAAUACAAUCUAAACGACCGCGCGAGCACACACACACAAAGAACCAUUUAUACACACACAAAGAACCAUUUACACACACACUAAACCAAUUUUGUCAACAUAUUACGCUACGAGACUAUUCAAGGUCUUAUCCGACCGAUUGCGCGUUGUGGCUACACUGCCGUCAAUCAUCCAGAUCGCCGGGCGUUCGCGUCAUGCGUCAUAUAUACGAAUAUAAAUAUACCUACACCUAUCACUCCCGUAUAACCCCUUACCCAUCCAUACUCUUUCCCAUACUCUACUCUACUCCCUCCUUUCCUUCUCUCUUUCUUUUUCCCUCUCUCCCUUCCACCUUCCCUCUUUUUCCAGUAAUUUUUAAAUUAAUUUUUAUUCUACUAUAAAGAUAAGAAGUUGAUGAUUAAUAACCUUUCUUCAUUGACUUUUAAAUAAAUGUUUGUAGGUAUCAAGUGUUUGUAUCUCGAGCAAAUUAACCAUAAGCAUACGCAGGGGAUAUGCAGGGUAUCCAGCUGCAUACCCCGAGGCAAGGAUUAAGGAGGGGAGUAAGGAGCUAUGUCCCCGAGGGCCUCAAAAACCAUAUUAUGAGUUAAAUCAAAUAUUUAAAAAAUAUGUACAUUCUAUGUUGUAAUUCAAUUUGAAUUUUAAGUAAAAAUUACAUUUUUAAUUAAACGAUAAGACACUUCAAUAUUUAUGUUUAUAUUUUUAUCAGAGUUUUACGAGCUUAAAAUAACAUUCAGAGGCACUAAUGGCAGCCUUCUGCAAACCCUAAAAUGCAUACCCUUAUGCAAUUAACGUGUAGUUAACCGCACUCAUAUUGACCGAACAAGAAUCGUUACUACUCUUUAUUGGUGCGUGAUCGUUAUAUGUUAAUAAUUUCAUUUAUAUUAUCAUACAAUAAACAAUCAGUAUCGAUAGAAGUACUAAUUGUCAAACGCAUGACAUAAAAAUGGUAUGAUCACAAAAAAUGAAUUCUAAAUCGGGUCUACGCAAAACGUCAAUACGCAAUACCAAUAUUAUCAAUAAUACAAAUUGAAAUGUCAUGCUAAAUACUUAAUGACAUCAGGUGCCUACUGAAUAAUGUGACUGACAAAAAGAUACGACCAUGUUGUGCAUAAUAGCAUCCGAAUAGCAUCAAAAAAUAUUAUGGCUUUUUUUAAUCCUGUGAACAACUUUUCUACCAGCAAUUUGGCUCCGAUUUACAAUGAUAGCACAUUUUCUAAACGGAAAUCUGACUAAAAGUGACGGACCGUAACACUGGCGAAAUGAUUAUUACAAAUAACUCCAAGUACAUAGCUUUUAUUAAUUUUCCGGAAAACUAUAACAAAGCGUUUAAAAAAACACAUAAAAACAGUCAGAAUUACAAUUCGCAAGUGUACAUGAACUUGGACAAAUAUAGUUAAUAAAGUAUUACUAUUCGUACAAUGAUUUUCCAUUUAUUUACAUUUUAAUUACCCAUAUAUUGACAAUCAUGAUUAAUAUAUUCGUAAUUACAGAUAUCCUGUUAAAAACUAAAAUAGUUUUCUAUAUAAAAAUACGUUGUAUCAUACAAGCGGUUGUUCGAAUAACACAAAGGCAGUAAAAGCAGUAAUUUUACCUUUGGUAUGAACGGUGGAAUAUUUAUUCAGUAUUCAGACCAUCACCUAUUUGAAUGAUUGAUUUUCAAUUUUUAUUAAAUUAAAUUUGAAAAGAUGCCCACAACACUGCUUACUGUUAUCUCUAAAUUUAACCCUUGUAGCAUCCUACAUGACUGGCACAGGGUUUUUAAUUUUUUUGGAAUGAUAUUUUUUUUUUUUGAUUCAUAAAAUGUAUACUACCUAUAUAGUUUACUUUGGUGACAUGGAUAUAAAAUUACGUAUUCGAUUUUUUUUAGUUUAACGCAUAAUCCUUAAACUAACACACACCACACAAAUCAUACAACAAUCGUAAAAAUUCUUUCAUUUUUACCGUAAUAAAUAUUAAAUAACUAUAGUUUUCAAAUACAUAAAAGUGACCAGGGCACAGAAAUACUCAUACAUAGGUACUUCACUGGUAAUAAUAAUUAUUGCAAUAAAUAGUUAGUUCAAUAUAAAAGAUGGGGCAUCCUUCAAGACAUCUCCACAAAAUGAGAGUGUGUUAUGGAUCAAAACAUGAAACACCUACUGAACUGCCAAAGCUGCCCAUCUUCCUGUUCGAAAGAAGACCUGUCUACAAAUCCAAAUUCCAUCGAAGUAGCAAGAUUUUGGUCAAGGGUAAUCUAAAACUAAAACAAUUAUACGAACUCUGACAACUAUGUUACCAUAAAGUUAUAUCCAUUCCAAAUUCUAUUUAUAUCUCUAAUUAUAUUUAUUAACCAAUUUAUGGAUUUUAUUGUAUUUUAUUAUUAUUUAUAUCUAUAUAGACUCUGAGUUUUAUAUAUUUAUUUUACUUAUUUACUUAUGAUUUAUUAUCAUUUGUUCGUAUUCAUCUAAUUGUGGUUGUAUGAAAUGAUAAAAAAAAUAUAAAAGAAUAAUUUGUAAUUUGUAAACUUCUAUUUGAAAAAAAUUAAUACUUCCCGAGAUAAUGAGUGUCUUACGACAUAUUGAUCACCCUUGCAGAUUUUUAUUUGGUUUUUUUUCGGUUUUUAUAUUUAAAUUCCAUUUAUUCGAUUGAAAAGCCACCGUUGUUACAAAUGGUAACCGAAUUUCUUCCAAUAUGCAGAUUAGACAUCAUAAUGACGAAUAUUGCGUUAAAAGGUAGGACGUUGGAUCAUCCCCUCGACGUACCUAUAAUAUUAUAUUACAAUAUAAAAAUAAUAAUGCUGGCGACGGUGACGAUCGUAUAAAACAAUAUUAUAAUAUAUUAAAAUAUUUUAUAAUUAUUAUUGGUAGCUGGGUAUGUUACAUUGCGAUUAAGGAUGAUAUGAAGACAGCCUAUGUAUGAUAGUUGUAUAAUAGACCCAGAUAUCUUGUCAAGUGGAAGCUAAAAACGAGGGUAACCGACCCCAGAUAGUUGAGAUGAAAGCGAAGGAAAAGAAGAAGGAUCAUUCAUAUUAAAAAUUUGAUUUCUAAUAUUAUUUAACAUUAGAAAUGUUCCUCUUUUUGAAAAGGCUUAGUAUUAAGGGUUCAAAUUUGUAUAAUCUCCUAAAAUAAUUGUGUCUAAUAUAUGUUUCAAUUUUUAAAGCUCAUUUUAAGCACAAGCUGCAUUGAUACGAGGGUUAGAAGAACUGGGUGAAUUGGUUCGUGUAAAUAUACACUGGCAUUGUUGGUACUUAACCGUGAUACUGUUGUACGCUCAGACAUGUAUAAAAAAAAAGCAUGGAGAAGGAUUUUUUCUCAAAUCCAACCUCAUAAAUAGGCCACUGAGUGGAAGGCUUAGAAUACGUCAUUACCGACCAUUGCCAAUUUCGGCAACAUAUCUCACUGCAUAAAUAAGGUUUGAUGAUUGAAGCUUAGUAGUAUAGAUUUGUCCCUUCAACAGUAGAAGGAAUAUGAUAGUAGACUAUAGAAAUAUCUUUUUCCAAAGACUGCAGAUUAUUUAAAUAUUUACUUAGGAACAUAAUAUGUUGAUGUGCAUUUACUAUUUAAAACCCAUUUUAUAUUUUUGUGUGGGUUCGGAUGAUGUACAAAUUUGUCUACUGUUUUUCAUAAUUUGUACAAUUAAAAUGAAAAUUAUUGGCAUAGGAUUAAGUCAUCUUGAUAAUUAUUGUGAAAUGCAAGUGCUGGAGUAAUAUUAAACCUGCAUCCCACAACUGUUACGCAUUUUUCUGAAGUUUCAGAUGGUGUACAAAUUUUGAAAUUGUGAUUACUAAUUUGUACAGUUAAAAUGAAAUCUAUAUGAAAAGGUCUUAAGUGAAUUUAAUGAAAUGCGGAUGCCAGUGUAACACACCUAUUACCAAAAAAUUACCAGACCGUUGUCAAGCCAUAGUAGAUAUCUCUAAAUUUAGAUUAUAGUAAUAAUAUUAUCAUAUAUCGCCAUUAAGAUAUUUAAAUAUUAAUCUGUGUACACCACUCACAAAAAAAAAAAAAAAUAUCUAUAAAAAUAUUCACAUGGAACUAAUAAAUAUGAAAAAAACAAAUAAUAAUAAUAAUAUUUAUAACUUGAUAUAACCUAUUGUAGUAAUACAACAAAAAGGAAAAAUAAAAAGAGGGACAAAUAAGAGGUGUUAAAAGAAGCUUUAACGGGGGAAAAAAUAAAGAGAGUCAUGGUUAGAGGGAUAGUAGUAGACUUAGGACACUAAGUUUAGUGAUAGAAGACAAAUAUAUUUGAAAUUAUAGAAUAAUUACGUAGAAAUACCUACAAAGAAUAAAAUAUAGAGGAGUAAUUAAAAAAAUGUGCCUAUAUAGUGUGAAAUAAUCGAUCUAGGUUUUGGUACUACAAAGAAUGAUUUAUCUUUAAUCAUAAUAAAAGUUCAGCCUACUAGUUAUAUUACUACCUUCCUUCCUAUGUUUGAAAGGGGUUCUGAGUCGUGAAUCCGAUAAUGGUGACGAUAUCAAUAACUAAAGAAAAAUAUAAUUAUAUUACCAGCCCACGUUGUUGGAACGCUAGGGUAUAUACUUAUGGAUAACCUCACGUGAACUUGGAGUCGUUGGAUGGCAAUCACAAUUUAUUUAAGAUAAACUAAUUUAAUUAAUUAAUACUUAACACCUGUGUGCACUCGGAUAAAAAAUGCUAAUUUUUAAAUUAGGAAAAUAAAAGGUUGCGAAAGAAGUUGAUGGAGCGUAGUUGUUGCUGAGUGCAGGAUUCUCGACAGAGUGUUCGUCUUGGGGAUUCUCGAGGGAUCAAGGCGCUUCAUUUUCAAUUAGAAGAAACCGUUAAAUUGUAUGUGUUUAAAUGUUCUAAAUGAAGGUAAUGGAUUGGAUAUUGAUUCUUCUCGAAUGAUAGAAAACCACUGGAAUUUGUAUGCUUAAAAAGACGGAAUAGAUGGAAAUCGCGUCAAUGUCGAUAUAAAAUAAUUAAUAAUCGAAUUAUGAAAAUAAGACAAUAUACAAUAGUAUGACUGAGGCGGCAGUGUCCUCAAAGGGCCGCAGCAGAUGGCAUGCAGUUCUAUUAUAUUUGACACAUAUUUAAAUUAUUUUAGCUUGUAUCCCUCUCAAAUAGCGAACGAUCCGUUAGAUUUAUUAAAUUAUUUACCUUUUGCAAAAUACCAAGCACUCGGCCAUAUUUGAAUCUUUUAAUUACAUUUUUGUACUGAUAUAAAUAAUAAAUAAUUAUACAGUUAUAAUAUAAUGUCAUGUGAGCAUAACAUUAGCACUAUCGUAGCUAAAUCUAAUUAUAGUGCGUACGUUCAUUAAAUUAAUACAAAAUUAAGAGUAACUUUUUAUGGUUCAGAUUAUUGUUCAUUAUACGGAAUUCUUACAUUAAUUAUAAAAUAACAAUCAUUUUAUAUCGUGAAAUAAAAAGUAUCAAGGCAAUCUAGUUUAAAUACAUUAUAAAAUCAAAUAUUAUAAUUGUUUAAAAGAAAAUCGUAUUCACAAUAAUGUAAGUACCUAUUCGUCCAGUAUCAUCGAAUGUUUAUUCUUUAACGCGUUAAACAAAUUCUCAUUUAUUUUAAUCUUCAAUCGUUAAAUACAAUAUUAAUCAGUAGACAAAUUUAAAUUUUCAAAACUAUAAUGUUCGUCGAACAACUUAAUAAUAUUGUGAAUUAUGACGUUCAAGUGACAAAUGUGUACAAGAGUUAUGAAACGAACAAUAUGAUACUCAACGGGUUUAACAUGAAAGUGGCAGCCGGAUCUAUGUAAGAACCCGAUUUUAAUUUCAUGAUAUUAUUAUAGUUGAUUCCAAUCAAUUUAAAAUUUAAAAUGUAGUGUAAGAAUAUUUUAUUGGAGUUCCCAUACACGUAUUAUACGUUGGGAAAUGUAAAAGUCAGUUAUACUCCAGUGAAUUUAAAACUACAAUUUUAAAAAUGAAAGAAACUGUAAUCGCAGAAUUUGGAAAUCGUUACGUGGAUUUGCCUUUUAAUAAUAAAUCCAGUGUCGUGUAGAACUAUAUUUACUUAAGGUGCCAAGAUAUUUAUAUGCCACCGACCCCGUUCAUUUUAUUUGAAUAAAUUCAAUUAUUAGUAUACACUUAUCAAAACGUAACUAUAUCUAUACAGUGUAAAUAAUAAUAUACGUAUAUUAUAGCGAAUUAAAAUGUCUUUAUUUAUUAACUCUUUAUAUAAUUUUAUAAUACUUGAUUAUUUUACAAGUCUUACUACAGUGAAAUCAUUACACAAUAAUAAAAACUUUUUUUUAUUUGUCUUGUCUUACUCAUCCACCAACCAAUUCAAAUUAGGUUUACGGUUUCCCACGGGCAUUUAAAAUACACUGAUACAUUGAUAGACGAGUAUUUAAGACUAUAGUACACGGAUAUUAAACCACGUAUUUAUAUAAUAACAAUUUUUAAAUUAAAUAUUGUAAUAUAAAAUGUAAGCGAAUAUGCAUGUGCAAAUUUUCAUAAAAUUCGAGCUAAUUAUAGAUAUUUUAAUUUUUCGAGUUUUAUACGUAAUUUUUAUUCGGUAGGUACAAUUCGGUCUGUGGUAAAAUUGUUAGACUUAACAGAAAUGCUUAAAAAUUUAACAGAAGGUUCAUUAAGUCUUCCUUUGUGCUAAAAAAAAAAAAAUAGUUUAAUGUAGUAUUUCUUUUUAUAAAGGAAUUUUAAUAUUACAUUUUGACGAAAAUUGUUAAAAAUUAAAAAAGUAAAAAAUUAUGCGGAACAAAUAUAAUUUUUCAAUUUUUUUUUUUCGAACAUAUGUAUAUUGCCAAUUUAAAAAGGAUGGUGAAGUCAGAAUUGAGCGGACUGACUAAGUUUCGAAAUUAUAGCUUUUUGAAGUUCAAAUGUUUAGCAGAUAUUACAUAUUUAUGGAAAAAACAAAUGCAUUUUAAGUGUACCUAGGGACCAAACUAUCGCUCGCUCAGACCGUUUUAAAUCGAAAAAUACCCCUAGAUUUAUUGUGCAAACUUUUCUACCAGAAAUCUUGCGCCCAUGUAUUAAGUGCAACUUUUUUUUUGAAAGAAAAUUUUGUCUUCAUGAUUUAAGGAAGUCAUUUUUGUGAUUUUUCAAUCGGUUUUCAUAAAAACUGGGAAAAACCAGGAUAAAAUGUCGGAAAUUGGAAAGUGUACAAAAUGUAGGUAUUAGUAAAAAAAAUAUUAUGGUCUUUUUUUUAUCUGUGUACAACUUUUCUACCACCAAUUUCGCUCCGAUUUAUAAGGAUAGUAAUUUUUCUAAAAGUAAAUCUGAAUGGGAAGGUACUUUGGGAAGUCACUUUUCAAUAUGUGAUAAUACGGGAAAAAAUAUGAGAAAAUCGAGAAAAACGCAGGAAAAACAGGAAAAUCGAUACAAUAAUAAACAAAUAUUAUUAAAGAAAAUAUAUAAUGCCUAUUUAAUUAUUUUACCAUAAUAUGACAUAUAGAUAUAUUGUUGACAAAGAAUCACUAUAAACUGAACUGCGCUCAGAAUCGUUUUUUUCGUUAGCAAUGAUUGAUCGUUGUUUACGAAUAUAUAUUUAAUUACCUAUAAUAGUGGCUGCACCCGUCUUCAUUAUCCUAGCACGUCUUUUUUUUUAUUUUGACCACAAAGUAAGACAUUUAAGAAACUUCCAGUUAAAUUUUCAAGUAUUUGUGUUUAGUCUAACAAUUUUGUUCACAGAGUACCUACCAAAUAAAAAUUACGUAAAACACUCACUAAGUUAUUCGUUUUUUGAUUUUCUCUGUGGUUUUAUUAAUAAAUUAAAUAAAUUAGGAAAAGCCAAACAAUUACGUAAAAUGAAAACUGACAAAUUUACGACGUGAAUAUUCUAUUAUUUUAAUUUGUAGGGCAUAUAUUUCCUACCAUAAAUAUUACUACUACAUAGUUUGUAUACAUUUUAGUAUUUUACGUAUACGGCAACUAAACACAAAACUAGAUUAAGAUCUACGAUUAUUGAUGUUUUAACAUCAACAAAUUUACUUUAAAACUCGGUAGAUGGCUUUACUGACUGUAUUGCUAAGAAAAUGUUACUCAUGUGCCACGGCUUUCUAACACUAAUUCCCUUAUCCUAGUUCUUGGUAGUUAUAUAUUUCAACUACUGCUCGUAGUUGAAUGUUUAAGUGUUAAUUUACAGGUCCAUUUUCCAGCCCCUUUUUUUGAAUUUCUAAUUAAGACCAAUUCUAAUCGUUUUUACCUUGUUCGUGCCUGAUUUUACCACAAGCCCGUCGUUUCUAUCUCAACGCUUCUCGAACUAGCGCUUUUAAAAAAAUUGAAGAGCUAGAAAAAUUCUAAUCUCUCUUUUUUCGAAUAUGAUAUGAUACCUGUGCCAUUUGUUUGUACCUCAUAUGUACAUGAUAUUAUAUUAUUCUCUUUUUUGUAUAUUGAUAGGAAAAUAUUUUUGUAACUUGAAGUUCACAAAGUUCAAACGAAAUACAAAAACAUGACACAAGUUUCAUAAAUCAAAAAAAAGGGAAGCUAGCAUUUCCCUGGCCCCUCAAUUUUUUAAAAAACGCUUGUUAGAGAAGCGUUUAGGUACAAACGAUGGGAUUUGUUAUUUAAUCAGGAACAAAUAAUUAACACUAGUUUAGAAAAAGGAAUUUCACAAUAGUAUUUUAAUAAUCGUUUUAACAAUUUUUAUAAAAUAAACGCAUUAGCUUAAGGCAGUAGCGCACUGACCCUGUUACAGCCGGCCACUGCAUACCAUAUUUUUCUGAGUAGAUGUACCUAUAAUAUUAUAUGUUAACACAAUAAUAAUAAUAUCGACGGUGAUAAUCGUGUAAAACAAUAUUGUAAAAUAUUCAAAUAUUUCAUUAUUAUUAUGGCAUAAAAGACACAAGUGUUAUAAAUAUACAUGUUUUUUUUUCCAAUAGCUAUGGACUUUUGGGACCGAGUGGUUGCGGUAAAUCGACACUUUUUCAAUGUAUUUUGGGAACAUUACCGUUGGACUCCGGGAAUAUCGAAUUGAACGCACAAAGUUUAAAUGACAUUGGAUACAUGCCACAAGUAUUCACUUAAAAUAUCAAACGAAAUAAAUAUUAUUAAUUAUCAUUACUUCUAUACGAUAUACUUUUUAAGGAUUUAUGUAUUGACACUAAUUUGACCAUAAAGGAAACUUUUGAGUUCUACGGAAAAAUUUAUUCAAUGCGCCAGAUACAUAUAACGAAAAGGAUAGAUGAACUUACGGAAGUUCUGAAAUUACCGGAUUUGAAUAGUCUCAUUAACAAGUUAAGGUAUAUAUUAUUAAAAUUUAAUAAACGAACAAUAAUAAUCAUAAAUUCCAAUCAGUGUUCUAAGAUUAAAAUGUGAACGUUUACCAUACUUUGGCUUCUGUAAAAUGGUCUGAUAAAAAAUUAAAUAUGACUAUUCGAUAAACGAGAAUUAUCGACAUAAUUCUCAAUUGCUAUUUAUUCAACAAUANUUUUGUAAUAUUAUAUUAUGUCCAACAUUGUUAAAUAUUAGAAUUUGGAAGGCGUUUUCGAAUAUGGUCGCACAACAAAAAAAAACGAUCAUUAUAACAACGCAUUAUAUCGAGGAAGCAAGUGAAGCCGACUGCGUGAGUACCUACUUAUAAUUUACAAUUCAAUGUAAACAAGCACAUCGUCGUAAACCAUUUUAAGGUCAGAAUUAUACAGCAACGAUGCAUGGCAAAUUUUCAUUUAAUAGGGAUAACUCGUAUGUGCUGUUAAUUUUCAUAAAAAAGCUAAUUGAUUCAUCAUCAAAAUUAAAGAUAAGAAAAUUAUCAAUGUCACACCCGUUGUUUCUUUUCUGUUGAUUUUUAAACGCGGUACAAUAAUCAAUAAUUCACACAGUCAUAUCUCGCUUAAACUUUACAAUUAUGAAUAUAGCUAAACAAUACGAUAUGAUACAAAUUAUUUUCUUAUUUUCUUUAUAAUAUUUGAUAUCUUAAAUAGUUUUCAUAAUAAUCGAGAAAACCGAAAAGACUAAGAAUGUUUAGUCCGAAUUCCAUAUUUAUAGUAUAUUUUCUGAAAGACUUGGGUUUUUUUCUUGUUGUUCGGUUCAAAUUAACUGUAUGGACUUAUAGUUUUCAAUAAAUACUUUUAUUGACCCUUUGUAGACUUGUUAACAUUUUCAAAACAUUUAAACUACUUUUAGGCUAUUUACAGAUCAAUUAUAUUGUAAAUUUUACAAUUUUUUUUUUAUUUGGUAGGUAUCGGUUAAUAAAAUUAUAUGACUUAAGAGAAAUGUUUAAUAAUUGAACACAAGGUAUACUUUAUAAUACUUAGUGGUUUAAAAAAAAACAUGUUUGAGUUUAAUCUAUAUUUAAUUACCUAUAUCUUAUUGACCAUAUAUUAUGUUGUGGAUAAAACACUUAAGGUGUAUAUAUAUAAAUAAAUUACUAGCUGUCCCGUGCCCGGCGUUGCCCCAGCCAAUUAUUAUUAUUAUUAUUUUACUCAUAUUAAUUUUUAGUUUCGGCCGUGUCAAAAUUAAAUGAAAACAAAUAGGUGGGGGAAGUUGAUAGUCCUCUUUCGGCGGACUAAAUGUGUUCUUUGUGGAAUUUUAGUGCAAAAUAUAGUAAUAAUAAUAAUAAUAAUUAUUAUUAUUACAAAAGUUUCUUUUCCUUAACACCAAGGUAACCUUUGAAUAAACAAAAAUAAAUUAGAUAUUCGUACCAAAUAUUCUUAAAAACCCCUAUUUAAUCCCCUUUAGAGGUUUAUUUUUCAAAAUUUUUUUCUUAAUGCACGAUAAAAGUAUUAGAGGAACCACUAUUCUAAAUGUCAAAUGAGUACAAUGAGUAGUUUUUGAGAUACAGCAAUCAGUGAGUCAGUGGUAUUCGGAUUUUAUAUACAUUGAUUACAGAAUAAAACGACGUUGGCUGAAUGCAAUCUUAUAAAUAAGUAUACAGGACAUCAAAUUGAUUUUUACAUGUAUUAUAUACUAUUACAGAUCGGUUUAAUGAGAAACGGGGUACUGGUAGAAGAAGGAUCGCCUCAAUUUAUCCUCGCUAAAUAUAAUACAGAUACGUUAGAAUCGGCUUUUCUAAAACUAUGCUGUAAUCAAAAUGAAAACCAUGUACGUAUACAAUACAUAGUUGGUUGUACAAUCCUAAACUGAUAUGAUCGUAAUAUUUUAUCUGUUUUAAUAACUUAUAGAUCGUCCAUAACGGCACUGUUCGGGUAAACAACGACAAAACAAUACCACAACCGAAAAAUAUAACAAAAUUAAAGAACAAAUUUAAAUUCAUUAGGGUUAAGGCUCUGAUGAAAAAAUACCUUCAUUCAUUUUCACGUGACUACGUGUAAGUAUUCAUUAGGUUUUUAUCUAUUAUUUAUAAAUUAUACGUAUUCACGAUUAGAAACGAAGGAUAAUUUCGAUAUUAUUGUGCUAUACGACACGUAUAGGUUAAUGUUCACCAUGUUCAUCCUGCCCAUCCUACAAGCGUUGAUAAUUUNAACGAUCAAAAAAUCAGCGGCGUCAUUAUGAACCGUCUACAAUCACUCGGUUACACACUGGUGAGUUGGCGAUAGAUUUGAAACGUUGUUUUAGCGACAUCACGUGACCUUUGUCGUAUUCGCAUUGACCGUUGUAAUCGCAUGGUAAAAUUCAGUAAGCAAGACUUGCCGGCAAGUUUAUACAGUCGAGCUGUAUCCGUCUUUUUUCUAGUUUGGAUUACAAUGGUCAGUUGAUUUUUCGAUGUGCUCAGCAUAAUAUAUGUAAAUGAUCGUGUGGACACGACACGACAUGGCAUGCACAACGAUGCUGAAAUACCGUUUUUAAGAAUGCAACUUGUCACCACAAGUAAAAUAUAUUUUUUAUUUUUAAACCUGAUUUUUUUUUUUUUUAGGACGAAGUGGCGGACCGUAACACCGGUGAAAUGAUAAUGAGCAAUAGCUCCAAGUAUAUAGCGUUCAUUCAUUUUCCAGAAAACUAUACGAGAUCGUUUACAAAAUUCAUAAAUGACCGUGAUAAUUACGAUUACCAAUCGCAGGCUUAUGUGAAUUACGACACGUAUAGUUAGUAAAUUAUUACUUUUCGUACCACGGUAUUUUUCGUUUGACUAAUUUUAAGUGUCUAUAAACAAUUAUUAAUAAUCAUACAAUCCGUAUAAUAUAAUUUCAGAUGUCGUGUAUAAAUAUAAAAUCAUUUUCGAUUUACGAAAUACCCUGGUUCACAUAACGGAGGACAUUUUGAACGGCUGUUCAUAUAACACAAAAGCGCUCUCUCCGCCUAUGGUACGGAUGAUGAAAUAUUUAUUCAGUAUUUUAGGAUUUUUUUUUUUUUUUAUAACAAUUGGUUAGAUUAUAACUAGUAGUUUAAUUUUUUUUCAUAUUGCGAGAUAUAGCAUAAUAUUAUCAUACUGUAUUGAGUAUCAAAAAUGUAGUUAAAAGUGAAAAAGAAAGAAAAAAACAAAUUCACUGUUUAUUUAUACUCUAUUGUCAAAUUUUCCUCUAAAAUAGAAUUGAUGCCACUAAUGCAAAUGCAAACGACUCACUAUAUUCGUUAUAGGUACUUAAAAUAAGUUUACAUAAGUACUACUUAUACAAAAUAUGUUAAAAACGGGGAAAACGUAGGAAAAACGAGAAAAUCUGUUCAUAAAACAAACAUUAUUUAAGAAAAUAUAUAAUGCCUAUAUACUUGUAAUAUGACAUAAAUUGUUGACAAAACAUCACUAUCAACUGAACUCUGCUCAAAAACGUGUUUUCAUUAGCAGUGGUUUAUUGUUGCUUACAGCUUGGUAUACAAAUACUGCACCCGUCUCAAUUAUUAUCCUAGGGCGUCUUUUUUGUUUUUGCAGUAAUAUGGUUAUAGAGUGCAAUAUUAUAGUAUUAUAGUAUUUCGUUAAUAUUAUUAUAGUAUUUGUGUUUUAUGAACAAUGUUUGUAUAGAGUAGGGAGGGAGGAAAUUGGCUGAAUUUUAACGGAACUCUGCUGCUCAAGAAUGUUUUUUUAAUUGGUAUCGUUAUUAAAUUAUGAUGUAAAAUAAAUCAAGACAACUAUAUAUUAUAUAUACAUAAAAUUAAUCAUAAUAAAAUGAUUGGUUGGUAUUUAAUUUAAAAUUAUUCGUUUUGUUUUAUAUACUGUAAUAAUUUAUCACUUAUAAAACUGUACGUUUUCUUUUCAUUUAUUUUUUAUUUUUUUUUAGGAUUUCUCUAUAACAGAUGGAAAGGAUGUAAAAUCGCAUACAAACUCAAUAGCUGCAUUUUUCGUAGUAAUGUAAGGACGAUUCUUACUCGUAUAAUAUAGUCAUUAAUAUUAUUAUUAAUUUAAUAAUAUAAUUAGCAUAUAAGUUAAAAUCUAAUUAUUAGCAUAAUCAUCGUCAAAAAAUUUAACAUCAUACAGAUAAAUAUACGCAUAGAAACUAUUUUCAUUACAAAAAUACUAUAAUAUAAUAAUUUAUAUUUGCGAUACCUACAUAUAAAAUUUAUUUCAAAUAAUAUUAUUAGUAUUCCGGUGGGAUUUUUUUUAUGGUUUUUUUGUUUUUUAAGGGGAGCAUUUUAUUUUCCUUUUCCCACUUACCAGAGGACUUGCUCCUAUUUUUAUGUGUAGCACAUUUUCUGAAAUUAAAUCGGUGUGGGUAAGUACUUGAAAGUCAUUUUUCAAUUUUCUUCGGAGUUUUCUCAGAAAAUGUGAAAAACUGGCGAAAUCGGUACAACAUUAAAGAAAUAUUAUUAAAGAAAAUGUAGAAAAUAGAGCCUAUUUAAUUAUUUUGCAAUAAUAUGGCAUAUAUAUUGUUUACAAAGCAACAUUAUCAACUGAACUUCGCUCAGAAUUGUUUUUUCGUAAGCAAUGUUUUAUCGUUGCUUACAGGUAUACAUAAAAUUACCUAUAACAGUGGCUGCACCCGUCCUCAUUAUCCUAAGAUGUCUUUUCAAUACUCCGAUUGGGCUUUUUUUUUUAGGGGAUCAUACUACUUUCCUUGUGUAUUUUCAUUGAGCAUCAUAAUCACGGAGAGAAUGGACGGAAUCCUCAUGCGAUCAAUGUUUGCAGGUGUUUGAGUAUCUAUAUUAAUUAUAAUUAUUCUGUUUUUAAAUUAAUAAUAAUCAUUAUAUUAUGUAAUAAUAACAUUAUUAUAUUCUUAAUUUAGGUGUCAAAAUAGUGGAAUUGGUGAUUUCUCUAUUUGCCUUAGCCAGCAUAAUAGUUAUUAUCCAAAUGAUUAUUCCCGUAAUCAUCGCAUACGUAUGGUACCAGAAUCCGAUACAAGUGACCAACGGUCUAGUAGCGUACGAAGUUUUAAUGAUAUUCGCUGGAUGGACCGGUUUUUUUUACGGUACAUACCGAUGGAUCGUCCCUUAAACUGCAACAGCACGUAUCUUUGAUAAAAAUAAACUCAUUAUUUAUAAAUCAAGUGCUAAAACAAACGUUUUUUUUUCCAUUAUUAUUUUUUUUUUCUUUUGAUUCGUGAUAACAUUGUCAAUCAUGUGAAAAUGAAAUCAUCACUUUUAUCAAAUCCUGAUAUAUCAGCCCAUAACACAUGAAAACAGAGUUGCAAUAAGUGUAGUCGUUUUCUUAAAAUGUUGAAAUAUGGUAAAUUCUGCCAUCUGAAAUAUUUUUCGUCGUCCGUAAAAUUCCAAAAACUGAGAUACGUCCUGUUGCACUUUAUGCGACUGUGUAUUAUGUAAUAAUAUUAAAAAUUACUGUCUGGUGCACAGAGUAAUCAUUGUUAUUUUAUAAUUUUAACUAUACAUUCAACUAUUCUUUUAUCAUUCAAUUACUUCAAAAUGAUUUUAUUUAUUUCAAUAACUAUAUUUUUGACAAUUUAAGAAACAAGCGGCUAUACAAUGUUACAUUCCAUUAUUUUUGGUCACCCUUAUUUUUUAAAGGUGAAAUGGCUUCUUAUUAAAUUUUUUUUUUAAUGUCAACCUGAAUUGAAAAUGUCCAUAUACAAGCUGCGUUUUAGAUUCAACACACCUUUAUGAUGAAAUGUUUAAUUUCCAUCAAACCAUUGACAAUUUGUUCUACUGUUAAAUUUCAACACUAAAACAAUGCAAGCCUUAUAUUUUAUUUAUUUAUAGAAAUUAUAAUAUAGGUUGCCGUUUAUAAAUCAAAAACAUGUAUUCGCUUCACACCCAAAAAUUAGAGUGAAUAAAAUACUUGUAAUUUAAUAUUUUAGACCUGUUUUAAUUGUCAAAAAUAAUGUUUUUGAUAAAUUUUUUUUCAAAACUAUGAUUGUAAAUUUUAAUCACUUGAAUGUAGAAUUUUAUAAAAUAAUAGAUUUUAAAAAUAUUUAAAAAAUUCCGUUUAACUACAAGUAUAUAGGGUAAACUAUUUAUACGAUAUACCGAUUAUUACUCAAAUACUGCUUGAACGGUAUAGCCGAAUACUGGUACAUACUGGUAACCCGCAAUACCAAUGUACGACAGUAAAUUUAUUAGUAGCUAAUGCAUAUAGUGUCAAAUGCCGCUUGAAGGGUAAACCGUGUUGAAAACAUUGAAUCUACCACCAACAUGAAAUAAAACAUUUUGUAUCGAUUUUACACCGUUAUCAGUGUUGUCACUUAUUCAGUGAAAUAAUUUAAAUUAUUAUAUCGUCAAACGGUAUUCCGGUGUUUAUCGGUAUUUCGGUUAUUCGGUAUUGACCAGAAUUACGUUAUACCGUUUCAUAUACCAGUACUUAUAAUAUCGCAAUACCGGUAUCCGUAUUUCAAUACCGUCAACCAUUAAUGUAAAUCGGUCUAUUUUGCAUUAAUGUUUUAGCAUUCAAAACAUGAUGUAUCUAAUAGAGAUCGUAAUAAAAUAAGUGUUUUAUUGCACACGUGUACACGGAUAUUUACAAUGUGUUGCAUAUUAACGUAUUUCACGUCACACGUGGAUUCCGUAAUUUAUGUUCACGUGACAUGAUGCAUUUUGUGACCACACCACGUAAAUUCACAAAUUACAUGAAUUCCUUGAUUUAUAUUCACGUGAUCAUUAAGUUUCAUUAUUUUCGAUUUUAUUUUUUUACAAGAAAUUUUGCUCCAACCAAAAGAUGCAAAAAGAGCAUUUUCGUAGUAUUCUAAAUCUAGUUGAUGCAUUGAGCAAGUCAAUACGCCAUAAUAAUCAUUAUGUGUACAGACAUUUUAUAUAAUAUGGGAUUAUAUAAUGUAUCCAGUACCACCGUGUCGUGUGUCUUGUAAUUUUUUGAUCGGAGUAAAAUUUCUUAGUAGAAAAAUAAAAUCGAAACUUCAAAAAUCAAAAGAUGACUUUAUGAGUCACUAUAUAUAAUAUGCAACAAAAAAGAGAAAAAUUUCAAAUAUGUUCAAUUGAUUAUUUUAUAGUUUAUAUUCACGUGUUGUUUAUCUUUUCACGUUUUUACAUUUGCGAAUUUACGUGAAUUCCGGAUUGUACGGUCUCUAGCACGAGAUUUUUAAUUUUACGUGUACACAUGUUAUAAGUGGCACUAAUAUUUAAUAUAUUAUUUAUAUUUUAUAGUUAUAUCGAUACUUUUAUUACAGGUAUACUCGUCGCCUGUAUUUCGCCAAACAGGUUAACAGGCGAUACCCUUACAAACGGAGUUUUCUUUAUACAGACUCUACUAUCGGGUAGGUACAUAAUAUUAUUAUAUUGUUAUAAUUGGUAUAAUUAUACUAUGUUAUACGCAAAAAUAGAAGUUUGGAAUGUAAAAAAAUGUGAUAAAACGUUUUUACAUUUUAAUGGCAACCUUAAUGAUAAUACUUUUGCAUUGAUAAACUGCUGAUGCCAUUUAAUGGGAAUGGAAACGAUACUUUAUUCUUUUUAGAAAUUAUUGGACAUAGGUAGUAUACAUUAAUUCUAAUUUUCCUUAGCAGCAAUAAUACGAUAUAUACACCUAGAAGUUUUUCCUACUCGUCACCUUUAUUUUAUUUUCUGUUUUAACACUAAUAUUCACGAUUCUAGCUGUCGUUCUUUUGGAAAAGUAUGGCAGAUUUAAUUUAAUUUGUUUUUUUGUUUUUUUAUAUUUAGGCGCUGUUUGGCCAAUAGAAUCACAGCCACCGUUAUUACGAAUGGUCACCGAGUUACUUCCGAUGCGCUUAGCGGGCAACGUAAUGACUAAUAUCGCGUUGAAGGGUUGGACGUUGGAACAUCCGUCGGUCAUAAAAAAUAUUGUAGUAAUGUUUUCAUACAGCGUUAUUUUAGUAUUGGUUAUAAUCGGUCUAGGAAAAUUUAAAAAAAACAUGUGGAUCAUGCAAAAAUAA